This is a messenger RNA of Notolabrus celidotus (New Zealand spotty), 2007 nucleotides long. It is a transcript of the gene hoxc9a, whose product is annotated as homeobox C9a. Lineage: Eukaryota; Metazoa; Chordata; Actinopteri; Labriformes; Labridae. Gene Ontology annotation, molecular function: RNA polymerase II cis-regulatory region sequence-specific DNA binding; DNA-binding transcription factor activity, RNA polymerase II-specific. Gene Ontology annotation, cellular component: nucleus. The transcript is spliced from 2 exons. The coding region runs from base 677 to 1465 and encodes 262 amino acids. The record is from RefSeq and is a predicted model, not a curated record. Gene Ontology annotation, biological process: DNA-templated transcription; embryonic skeletal system morphogenesis; anterior/posterior pattern specification.
AAAGCUGUGCAAACUUUAUUGUUAGUGUAUCCUGCAACCUGUAUUUUUAUUCCUCCUUCUCCUGUCUCUUCUUCAAGUAGCUACAGCUCAAAGCUCCUCUCUGUGGUUACAAAUGCACAGCACUGCACACGAAGUUAUAAAACACACACUCUAUCACAUUUGUUUCCGGAUUGAUAAAAAUAAGAAGUGUCAACAAUCCAAUAAACACUUAAAUGUUGUAACACUAUCCAUAGCAGUAACAGGGCGACGCUAGAUUUUGCCAGACAGAGAUUGAUUACACCAUCAAAUAGUUCCUCUCUCGGUUUUAGACGUAACAUGCGUGCGCAGGGCUGCACUGCGCCUACACGGAUCCUGUAUCUACGCUAGAAAUGCAUAGUUUCUCUGUAAGGAAACAUGUUGUUGACUUUACCUCCAGUAUGUCCACGAGAAAAAGAAAAAGAGUAUAUUCUUUAAUCCCGUUUAUGUGCAUUGGUAUCCCAGGAUAAGCGGCGCAUUGAUCCACUGUACAAUUUUUGUGGGGGUAAAUAUAAUCACGUGUCAACGAGGCAGCCAAUAGCAGCCGAGGAAGCGUUGAGAAAUAAUUACCUGCCUUGAUUGUUCUAUGGCUAGAUAAAAAAGUACACAUACACUCCAUAUAAUAAUCGGAUGCAUGUAAAAGAGUCGGGGAAGCUUCGACAUGUCGACUUCGGGUCCCAUAACUAAUUAUUAUGUGGACUCCUUGAUCAGCCAUGAAAACGAGGAUGUCCUUGCUGCAACUCGCUUCUCCGCUCCCGGUUCGCACGCAGCCGGCCCACGUCCCCCGUCUCUAGUACCGGAGUGUGCCGACUAUCCUUCCUGCAGCUUCGCACCCAAGGCUCCCGUCUUCUCCACCUCCUGGGCCCCCGUCCACUCCCAGUCCUCAGUGGUUUACCAUCCAUAUAGUCACCAACCUCACUUAGGAACAGACUCGAGGUAUAUGCGCUCAUGGCUGGAGCCCAUAUCAGGCGCGGUGCCUUUCCAUGGCUACCCGGGGAACGGCAGGCACUUUGGGCUGAAGCCCGACGCUUUCCAGGAGCACAGAGCCGGAGAGUGCCUGGGCUCCAGCGGACGGACCUACACGGAUUAUCUGUACUGCUCAUCCACUGACGUGCGGGACAAGACGCAGCAGAAUGCCCCUUCCCCCGAGCCGGAGCUGCUGGCUUCAGGAAAACAUAAAGACGAGAAGCCGGAGCUAGAUCCGAAUAACCCAGUGGCAAAUUGGAUACAUGCCCGCUCCACAAGGAAGAAGCGAUGUCCUUACACAAAGUACCAGACUCUGGAACUGGAAAAGGAGUUUUUGUUCAAUAUGUACCUAACGAGAGACCGCCGGUUCGAGGUCGCGAGGGUUCUGAAUCUGACAGAGAGGCAGGUCAAAAUCUGGUUUCAGAACCGGCGAAUGAAGAUGAAGAAAAUGAACAAAGAGAAGAACGACAGCAAAGAACAAUAAUGUGGACUGCAGCAGUGUGAAAACAACACUAAUAACCACUAGAAACAUGGACAGCACAGAUGUACCAAAACACUCCCCUUCAUAUUUAUCACUUUGUUGGAUUUUGUAUUAAUCUUCUAACUCUGAGACUGUUUGAUGCUGAUAUUGUUAUUUUCCAGUCCGUUCAAGAUGUGUUCAAGAAAGAAAAACAAACUUCUAAGGAGAUAAUUACAUUCUGCUUCCACUUCGAAAUACCUUCUAUGUUUUUUUUAUCUUUCGUAAGAGAAAUGAUACAAGUUGCAGUUUGGACACGUUGAAACUGUCUGAAGAAAGAGAAUACUUGAAUUCUUUUGAAUUUCACAAACCCAUAAUUUAUGAUGUGAAUGUUUUCUUUUAUGUUUAAUUUCCUUUGUACGUUGUCGUGCAGGUGUAGUAUUUUGUACAGAAACAGACCAUCUGCGCCCGGACUCGCCAGUCUUGUAUUUUUGUGAUAGUUGUUGCUGUAUUUGUGUAUUUCUUCUUUUUUUUUUUGAUUGUAGCGAAUUUAACUAUAGACUGUAGAU